Molecule: messenger RNA, 1236 nt
Organism: Lactuca saligna
Lineage: Eukaryota; Viridiplantae; Streptophyta; Magnoliopsida; Asterales; Asteraceae
Source: the annotation of a GenBank genome assembly
AUGUCGUUCUCAACAGAUGGUGCAUUGAGUAUAGAUGUUUUCCAUAAUGGAGUGUUUGUUCCUAAGCCCUUGAUGUACUUCAAUCCUGAUAAGACUUCUGUCACAGAGGUAGACUUACGAAAUAUGGAGUUUAAGGACUUCAUUAUCUACAUCUGUAAUCUGACGAAGGGUAUGUGUCAUGAUAUGUACUACUGUCUUCCAAAUCGGGCCAUAGUAGAUGGGUUGAGGGAGUUGAGAGAUGAAGAUGAUUAUGUGAGGUUUCUUGAUGCUGGAUAUAAAAAUGGGAGAAUAAUCAGUAUCUACAUUGAUCACGACCACGAACCACUUAUGCAAUGGAUUGAAGAAGAGAUAGCUGAAGAUGGAGUGUACGGUGAUAGUGAUCCAUGUUCUGAUGAUGUGGACUCAGUGAUGUCAGAUGAUAUAUCGGUAGACCAUGAAGUUCAUGAUGAGGUUAUAGAAAUUCCUAAAUCUGUUGAUCCUUUUUUAUCCAAGAAAAAUCUUAUUCCAGAAGGAGGGGUAGAUGAGGAAGUUGAUGAUGAGGUCCACCACUUUCCUAUUCAUGAUCCCGACAAGAAAUGGGACACAAUGGUACCUAUAUUAGGCAUGAGAUUCUCUGACAGAUAUGAACUCAAGAAAAUGUUAACAAAUUAUGCUGUCUUUAAAGGGUAUGCAUUGUGGUACGAAAAAAAUGACUCAACUAGAUUGUUAGUGAGGUGUUGUAAAAAUAAAGAAGGGAAGGCAACUUGCCCUUUUAGACUAUGGGCUACUCCAAUGAGUAGAGAAGAUUCAUUCCAGAUCAAAUCGCUAAUUGACAAACAUAACUGUUGCAGACAAGUUAAUUUGGGGUCUAUUGUGACAUACAGGCAAUGUAGAAAUGCCAAGAGUUUUUCACUAGAUGAAAUUUCAGGUAGCUUGGUGGGACACUAUGAAAAGUUAUGGGAUUAUGGAGCGGAGUUAUUGAGGUCUAAUCCGGGUUCAACAGUCUCAAUAGAAGUGAAUCCUAUGCCUGAUUCUACAGUUUACUUUAAAAGAAUGUAUGUUUGCCUUAAGGGUGUGAAAUAUGGUUGGAUUGAAGGAUGCAGGAGGGUGAUAUGUUUUUUGAAGGGUAUUUGUAGAGGUGAGCUAUUAGCAGCUGUUGGUAGGGACUCCAACAACCAAGUGUACCCGUUGGCAUGGGUUGUAGUGUCAGUAGAAAACAAGGAAACAUGGAAAUGGUUCUUAGAUCUGCUACUUUAG